AUGCAGUUUGGGACGAGGAACGCGUUCAGAACACUGUGUCGUCGUUUGGCGUACUCCAGUGUUCCAAAACUGGACUCUAGAAAUCCCAAGACGCUGGUACUGUCGAUUGCAGAGCAGCAGCACGAGCCAGACACCCAGACAGAGGUGACUAUGGCAGAGGAGACGUUUGCGAUCUACGACGCGAAACCAAGUACUUUGGACGCUAUUGACAGUUUUCUGAAACUGAGCGAGGAACAGCGCGGGUUUGUGGCGAACACUGGCCUCACAGACCCGGCCACUACCACAGGUCCAGUGCAGCAGCUUCCAGGAGUGCUCGAGGCCAUCACUGGUGUUCCUGAGGAAGAGGUGCUGACCCACGAGAAUCUGACUGGUCGCACUCCUCUGCAGCAGCUCGAGUCGCUGAGCACGGGUGAUCCCGGCCAGAUCCGUUUGUCGGUCACCAAAAUUCUCACGGGAGCAUACUGCGAGCUGCAGAAGAUGUAUGACCUGUACAUGGGCGUUACUGAGGUUCCAUCCACGCCGGCGAUGAUCCGUGGAACCAAGGAGCACGAGCGAAUCGAGCUCCAGAUGCAUCCAGUGAAGGAAAUGCUGGUUGGUGACAGUACGUUGAAACUGGACACCACACUUUAUCUGCCGCAAACGACCGCCCCCGUGCCCGAUGUCGAGCCGCUUGAUGAGUCUGGUCCGCUGCCGGACUCUAUUGUGGGUCUCCUCAGAGAGUUGCUCGCGGAGACGUUCGAGAAGAAGUCUGCACACGGUCUCUCGAAAAACGUCUCACGGCUGGCACAGCUUGCAACGUGCGGCCAGGCGCGCGAGAUUUUGGUCCACGGGUACUACGACAAAUCGCAUGACGAACUGGUUAAUGACAUGUCUGCAGCAGACCCCCGCGAUACCAGUUUGCGGCCGGAUUUGGUGCUGAUCAGUGGAAUUAUCGACCUGCUCUCAAUAACCGGCUCUGACAACGCUUUUAGCAACUACCAGCAGGAUUUGGCCAUGGACGUCACCAACCCGCUCGAUCUCGCCCAGGUAGUGCCCGCCGUGCACAAGACGGCCGAGCUGUGGUCCGACGAGCUCGAGCUCUGUGUGACAGACCUGAAAACCAGAUCGUUCCGUCGUGCACCCCCACCCUCGACGCAGGAGUUCAACCUGGUCCAGGUGGCCAUGUACGCGCGGUUUCUGGAGAUCUUGAGCGCCAGCAAGGAAUCUGCCUACGAGAUGCUGCUACUGAACUUGCGCAAACGAGGAAUCGACCCGCAAACCGUCAUCGACCCUGCCUCUAUGGUAUAUCUGCUUCUCAACAACCACUAUUUAAUAGCCGAUGCAGAACGGCUCCAGAACGGCAACCCUAUUGGGUUCGCGCCGUACGAUACAAGCGCGCCAACCGCCCAGCAAUCAGCCCCGUACCUCCUGAACCUCCUGGCUCCAAUAUACAGUCUCGAACCGUCAGACAGCCGUGUCAGACUCAUCCAGAACACCGUCCCAAAACAGCUGGCCUUGGAAGCAUGGAAAACACCGCCAACGUUCGAACUGUUGGCUGCACGAACAGCGCAAUUGCUCGAAACUCUGAACCAUUUCAGAAUCACCAGCACGAGCGUUGAAUACUCGUUCGAAACAGACAUCUUUGCGAGCUUUGACCGGCCGUACAGCAGAGAGUUUGCCAACCACUCCAUCACCACGGGAAUGGACCUGUGGCUGGCCAAACGGCCGCCAAUGGGCCCCGCUAGUCCGUACACCAUCGAGAGGAGUCCCACGCCGAGGCUGAUCUUGCUUGCGCCGGCCUCCAAGGUGGAGAUCGACACGGCGGUGCUGGAUCCGGCAGAAGCUUCCGUUUCCACAGGCACCGAGACUGUCGACUCUAGCGCCAGUUCCACGGUCGAGGCGGUGGAGCUGGAGCUGGAGGCAGUGGUGGCAGUGGAGGAGGUGGAGGUAGACUCGACUUUGCUGGAGCUGCUCGAGCUGCUCGAGCUGCUUGGCACUGCGCUGCUUGACUUGGCCGUCUCGCUCUCGGGACACACGGUGGUGAGCACGGUGGUCACACCCUCGACAUCGGUUGUGAUCACGGUGACGGCUCCUGAAGAGCUGGCGCUGCUGGCGCCGCUCGUGGACGACGAAACUGGCACAGCAGAAGAGCUGGCCUUCGAAACGGAGGCCGACACGGAGCUGGCUGGGCAAACAGUCGUCACAACAGUGGUCAGGCUUCCAAUAGUGGUGGUAUGCGGAGGUGGUUGUGGUUGUGGUUUUGGCGGCGGAUGCGGAUUCAGAGGCCGUGGACGAGCCGGAAAGCGGACACAGAGUCGUCACCACGGUCACAUGGCCGGAAAUGGUGGUUGUGUAACUAGACACAAUCUCCUCAGUGGUCCAUGUAGAGCACUUUCCGGACUUGCAGCUGGUGAUUGUUUCUGUGGUGGUUUCUGGCGCAGUGACGGUUGUUCCUGCGUUUUGUGUGGAAGACUCUCCAGACAGCGGAAUCAGGCUGGUCACCACGGUGACGUGGCCCGAGAUCGUGGUGGUGUAGUCGGAAACGAGCUCCUUGGUGGUCCAUGUCGAGCAUUUACCGGCAGAGCAACUGGUGAUGGUUUCGGUGGUGGUUUCCGGAGCAGUUGCCGUGGAAACCGUCGAAGACUUACUCAGAGACGCAGAUCCGGUCUCUGUUGGCAGAACAUUGGUUCCAUCGCUCGAAGCACCGGUCAAAGGCUUCAGGUCGGUCACGACAGUAACAUGGCCUGA
Ogataea philodendri is the source of this 2727-nucleotide messenger RNA. RefSeq lists its product as uncharacterized. Bases 1 to 2727 code for a protein of 908 amino acids. Lineage: Eukaryota; Fungi; Ascomycota; Pichiomycetes; Pichiales; Pichiaceae. The record is from RefSeq and is a predicted model, not a curated record. The transcript is spliced from 4 exons. Gene Ontology annotation, molecular function: single-stranded DNA 5'-3' DNA exonuclease activity. Gene Ontology annotation, cellular component: nucleus; mitochondrion. Gene Ontology annotation, biological process: interstrand cross-link repair.